Molecule: messenger RNA, 6594 nt
Organism: Rotaria socialis
Lineage: Eukaryota; Metazoa; Rotifera; Eurotatoria; Philodinida; Philodinidae
Source: the annotation of a GenBank genome assembly
AUGGGACAGUGGAGUGUUAUUUUCAUCUUGCAAUUACAUUGCUUCACAACAGCUAUAGCCUAUCAAUCGUCAGAAUUUUUUCCUUUUUAUUCUCCAAAUGAUACAAAUAGUUUUAAUGAUAAUGCAGAAUUCAAUUCAUAUCCUUCUGUUAAUCAUUCUAUUUAUCGUCGGCAAACUUCACUUAAUAUUGUCACAUCACAACAAGCACGAUUACGAAUUACACCGUCUUAUCUUAUACUAGGUCCACGUAUAAUUCGACCUGCACAAAUAGUUUCUGUAAGUGUAACAAUAUUACGUAAUGAAUGGAAUUCAAUGAUAGUUAAAGCAUUAAUAUCGAAUGAUGAUAUGGCUAUUGCAGCUGCGGAAGAUUUAGUUAUGGUUAAUGUCCCACAUACAUUAAAAAUGCGUAUAUCAAACAAUAUUCGUAAUGGAACAUAUCGUUUGAUAAUUGAAGGAAAGUUACUAACAGGUGAAAGAAAAUUUUAUAAUAUUUCACAAUUAAUAUUUGAACAAAAAGCUGUAUCAAUUCUUAUUCAACUCGAUCGACCUGUUUAUCGUCAUGAAACUGUUGUACAAUUUCGUUGUAUACCUAUUUAUCCAGAUCUAAGCGGUUAUUUUCAUACGAUUGAUGUAUAUAUUCUUGGUCCAUCGGGACAUAUUUUACGUAAAUGGGAAAAUCAACAAACAACUGCGGGAAUAGUUUCACUUGAAUAUCCAAUCAAUGAUGCGCCACCAGAAGGUGUUUGGUCGAUCAAAUGCCGAGUAAUGGGCUAUGAAGCAAUAAAAACAUUUGAAAUCUAUGAAUUUUAUAAUCGAAAAUUUGAAGUUAAUAUUACUGUUCCAUAUUAUUUACCGAUUGAUACUCCUGGUAUUGGUGGUAUUAUAACAGCAAAUUAUACGACUGGAAUGGGUGUACUUGGUCAUGCUCGAAUUGUUGUUCGAGCACGUAAUAUGUCUAUACCGUUUAAUCCAUAUUUGCAUCCAUUAGCUGACGUUGAAUUAGAUCGAACGACGCCAUCAUAUAGAACUGAAAUUAAUGAUUUUAAUGGCGUCGCUGGAUUUUUUAUUCCUAUAUCUACUAUUCGUGCAUUUUUACCAGAUUUGGAUGGAAAUGAAAUUUUAAUAACAGCUGUUGUACAUGAUCCAUGGUGGAACGAGACAAACAAUGGUACAACGAUAGUUUCGUUCUAUAGACCUGGUGUACGUCUUCAUUUUCUUGGUGGGCCAUCGAUGGUAUUCAAGCCUCGUAUGAUGUUCACUACUUAUGUUGCAGCUGUCAAUGAUGAUGGUACAAAAUAUCCUCCUGGUUCAGGUCGAUAUAUUCGUAUUUAUACAGAUACAGAUCGUGGUCAAGCACAAACUCCAGUAGAUUACAAGAUUGACACAUCGGGUAUAAUUAAACAUAAGUUUUUAACUCCUUCUGAUGCAACAGUAACAUUUAUACGACUUCGAGCGGAAUUAUAUGAUAAAAACAUUAAAGUUCCCAACAGUGAAGAUGAACAACGUGCUAUACGCUAUUUAUCACCAUCAAAUAGUUAUUUACAAGUUACGUCUACUACAGAAACACCGCGCGUUGGUGAUUUUAUGCUAUUUCGUGUGAAUAUAACACAAUACGUUGAUUUUGUUUAUUAUCAUAUAACAUCGGCUGGCAAAUUGAUCUUUACAAAUAUUCUUCCAAUGGAUGGUGCUAAACAAAAAACUUUCGAUGUUGGUAUCAGUCGUCAGAUGGCUCCAUCGGCUCAUCUGCUUGUUUAUUAUGUACGUUACGACGGUGAAAUUGUUGCUGAUAGUAUGAAUUUUCACAUCGAUACUUCAUCGAUUAAAAAUCAAGUUAAUAUAACAAUAAAUCGACGAAAAGAUUUCACGGGAAAUACAAUCGAAGUUUUGGCAUAUGCAUCACCACAGUCCUACGUUGCAUUUGCUGGCCUUGGUCUUGUACAAGCACGAUUAUUUCCACCUGGAAAUCAUAUUAGUCCAGUGAUGAUCCAUGAUGAAUUAUAUUCAUUCGAUCGUCAUUCAACAACCAGCUUUCAACAUACAUGGUAUUCUGAAAUUAAUAUUGCCUCAAAUCGAGUAUUUUUCUCAUCACAAUCAUAUGGUUAUGAUGCUGGUUCAACAUUUAACUCAACAGGUAUGCAAAUCUUCACUGAUGUUAACGUACAAGCUAUACAAACCACUUGUAAUCAAUAUGGUUUAUUUCAAUGUAAUGAUGGUUUAUGUUAUCCAUUGCAAUUGAAAUGUAAUGGCAUUCUUGAUUGCCGUGAUGGUUCAGAUGAAGUUAAUUGUAAUAUAAGUACAACAACAGUAAGUCAAUAUGAUUUUACUCCAUUGUAUCUUCGGUUAUGGCCGUAUUGGGAACGUGAAUUGCAGCUUGAUUUUAUGUGGCAUCAACAAUUUGCUUAUCCAGAUGGUCGUGUACAAUUUCGUACAACUGUACCUAAUGUAAUUGCUACAUGGGUAAUAACAGCACUAGCUGUUAGUCGUUUAACAGGUUUUGGUGUUGUUAAUGUACCAUUUAUAUACGAAGGUACAAGACAAUUUUUUAUUAAAGUUGAAGUUCCACCUAUCGUUCGAUUUGGUGAACAAAUUGGGGCACGUGUUGAUGUUUUUAAUUUUCAAACAUAUCGUAUUGAAGCAUUAAUUAUUUUACAUGCAUCUGAUCAUUAUCGUUUUAUUAAUCUUGAUCGAAAUGGCAUUGUGUCCUCUUAUAGCCCAAAACUAACCGAUGGUGAUCAUCACGUACUUGUUACAUUAUAUCCAAAUGAAGUACGAAGACUUUAUCUUCCAUUUGUACCGAUUGUAGCUGGUAUCACUGGUGUUUCGCGUGAUUUUUUUCGUGAAAUAAUCCAAGUUAAUUAUGAAGGUGUCCGCAAUUACUAUCAUACUCCAACUGUUUUAUCCCUUAAUAAUUUACCAAGACAAGUAAAUGAAUACGAUAUUACUGUUCCACAACAUUUCAUUCUUCCACUAUCAAGCGUUUGGGAUUAUGUUUAUGGUUCAGCUACAUGUGAAAUAUUUAUAUCUGGAGAUGUGGCUGGUCCUUAUUUUCUAUUAGGUUACGAUGAAUGGUUAAAUACGGACAAUUUAAUUCAGCGUACAACUGCACCCAGUGAUGCAGGUGUUUUUGAUUUUGCUAUGAUGAUUUAUAAUCUUCGAUACAUGUUACAAGGUCAUGGCGGUCGUGCAUUUGAUCAAAACAAAUUAUUAACAGUAUUAACCUACGCAAAUAUGGAGUAUCAGCGUUUUAUGGCUAUGUAUAUUGACAAUGAUUCUAAUGAACCAUGGCGAAAAGGUUCAUUUAGUCAAUUUGGGUUUUCAAAUGAAACAUCAGUAUGGAUUACCGCAUGGAUAUUAAUGACAUUAAGUGAUGCUGUUUAUCCAGAAUGGGAAGAAAAAGGUUUAUACAUUGACCCAAAACUUCGCUCAGAUAUUGUUGUAUUUUUGCUAAAUAUUCAGCAAACCAAUGGUUCAUGGGCUGAAUUGACAACAAUUGAAGAUCGAAAUAAAUUUUGUUAUCGCUUGACAAAUAUAAGUGGUACCUAUCAAUUGCUGAAUAUAUCUUUGACGGCACAAGUUGUAAUUGCUUUACAAUCAAAUAUUGACAUACGUGGAGUACCAGCAAAAUUUUUAACAGGUGCGAUUAACCGAGGAAAACAAUGGUUAGAAAAACACUUUCGUUUAAUCGAUGAUGCGUUCGACAUGGCAAUCGUUACGUAUGCAUUACAUAUAACAAAUAGUGCUGAAAAAGAUGUAGCAUUUUCUAUGUUAAAUUUAUUUAAACGAAUGAAUCAGAAUGGGAUUUAUUAUUCAAAUUUAAAUUUACCUGGAAUGACAAAAACAUGGCCAAAUGUUAAUCCUCGAUUUGAACCAAAGCCAGUACCAACCAAUUUUGAAGCUCACGCUGUGUCUGCUACAGCUUUUGUCGUUAUGGUUUAUACACAUAGAGUUAAAGUUAAACACGCUGAACAAUCGGUUCUGUGGCUUCAAUCAAUGCGUAAUUUUAUUGGUGGUUGGUCUGCUACAUAUGAUUCGUGUAUUGCACAACGUGCUAUCGUUGGUUAUGCAGUUUUGCGUGGUUUUGAAAUAACAGCGUAUAAUAUACGUAUUAAUUUAACAUCAUCGUCAUUUCCCGAUGAUGAUAAUAGUCCAGUUUUAAUUGUUGAUGAUAAUAUCAUUGAAACUCAAGUUCGUGAUAUAGAAAAUGUUUGGGGUGUAGUCUAUAUCGAUGGAUUCGGCAACGGCUAUGCACUUAUUCAAGUGCAUGUUGGUGUCAAUGUUGAAUUUGAUCCUCGAGUACGUCGUCCAUCUUACGUUCCAUUUUCAGUUGAUGUUCAACCAUGGUUAUCUGGUCGUAACUUUUCAACAAUUGAUUAUCAUGUAUGUCUCUCUUGGCGGUCGGAAAAUGUUAAUGUAUUGAAAGCCUCGCGUAGUGGUACAGUCAUGAUUGAAAUUCAAAUUCCAACUGGCUAUCGUGUUGAAGAAAAAGAUUUGAAAACAAUGAUACGAAAUCGUAAUACACGUAAUUUACGUGAAGCAGAAAAUUGGCCAGGACAAAUUAAUUUUGGCUUUGAAUAUAUUGAUUUUGAUCCGAUAUGUUUUCAAUUUCAAGCAAAACGAUGGAUUCCGGUUGCCAACAUAUCACGUUACUAUGAAGCACGAGCUUAUGAAUGGUUUGAACCAGCUAAUAUGAAUCGUAGUAUUUAUACAUUACGAAAUUUAUUUGCAUUAGAUAUUUGUGAAUCAUCGUCUUUGCGAAUACCAUAUAUUGGUUCAUGCCGUAAUCGAUAUUUUAUUGAUAAUAAACUAUCGUUACCAUCAUUAGUACUGAAUAAUUAUUGUUUUUCAGCAAUUCCAUCAUCAAAGUCAUUUUUGCUGAAUCAAUCGAAGCAAAACUUCUAUUUAUCGAACGAAGUGAUUACCAAUACUUCAAAAAAGUCAGUUCCAAAAGAAUAUAUUUCUUCUUGGAUUCCAUUGGACGAACAAAGACUAUAUCAAGGGCAGAGAGGAACGAAUUCUUUGUCUCCGUCAUCAUCUUCACGGUUUCUCUCUUCAACUACUGAGAACAUAACGUCUCGAACGUACUACGAUCGUUCUCCUCGUUCUUUCGUCCAAGAACAGCAAAAAACUCUCCAUAAUCAACCAUACGAACAUCAACAUUCCCACGGACAACUCUCAAGUUAUAAGAAUAAAAAUAACCAAUUUUUUCCAUCAGAACAACUCAAAUAUCAAGACGACCGAAAACAAUCAUCAAUUUACGAUUAUCAUAUAAAUCGAAACGAUCGACCACAGGAAAAGAACUCUUUUUUAUUAUCAAGUUCAUUAAAUAAUAGUAUUACAUUAAAACAAAACCAUAGUAAUCAAGCGUGUCUUUUGACAUCAGCAUCGUUUCAUCAUCCUGUCUCAGUUCAUUAUUCUAAAAAAAAUCACGUUAAUAUUUCAACAUUAUUAUCAUCGAAUAACAACAACAACAACAACAACAACAACAAUAAUAAUAAUAAUAAUAAGGAUAAUAUUAAAUCAUUACCUGAUAUAACGAAUACUAUUCCUAAUCAAUCAUCGGUUAAAGAACAUUCUACAUAUUUUCAAAAGAUUUAUGAUUUCGGACAAUUGAAUGAUAUGUCUUCGUUAAAAUAUUCAUCAGACUUAGGCUUGGGUCGAACAACAACAACAACAACACAUUCAUAUGAUCAGCGGAUAACUGAUCAAGGUGAUAAAUAUAUAAUUCAACUAAAAACAGAUGAUUUUCAAGAGAAUGAAUUUACAAUAAUACCAUGUUGUUAUCAAAAUCAAUUAAUUGUUAAUGCUAAGCAUAAUGAAGAGGACAAUAAUGGUGGUUAUAUACGUCGUGAAUUACAUAAAGUAUUUGUAAUUCCAAAACAUAUUGAUUUAAAUAAAUACACAUAUUUAUAUAAUAAAAGUAUUCAAGAAUUAAAAAUUGAAAUGCCUUAUAUAAAACUAACUAAGGAUGAAGUUCAAAAUAAUGUUACAUUUACUUCUCCAAUUCAAAAUACAAAUGAAUCAUUAACAUUUUCCUAUGGAGAUUUUAAAUUAGCCAACGAUGAAACUAUUUCACCACCGAUACAUAAUCAAGUAGAUCAUCAUCAUCAUAAUGUUACUGCAACGAAUACGAAUACUAAAAAUGCAAAGGAAUAUAAUACAGAAAUAAGCAAUUCACCAAUACUGACAAAUACAUCAACUAUUACACCAAUCAAUGAAUCGUGCAUUGACAAUAAAACCCCAUUUGAUUAUGAUUUGUUUCAUCGAUCAGUAUUUCGCCCACAAAUUCUUGAAACGACGGCAAACGGCAAAAGUAACCAUGAAAAAAAAUUACUCAUGUCUUUAGAUUUAGCUGGUUAUCAGCCUGAAGAUAUAAAAGUAUCAGUUCAAAAUCAAGAAUUGAUUGUUAAAGCAGAAAGAAAAGUUGAAACUGAUACACGUAAAUCGCGUACAUCAUUUUUUCAAUCAACUAGUCUACCACCACAAACAGAUAUUGACAAUUUAAAAUCGAAUUAUAUCGAUGGGAAAUUAAUUAUUGAAGCACCAUAUCUCGAAAAAAGAAUUGCAACAUUGCAUAAUCAAGAAAAACAUGGGUGA